UGUGCAGUAUUAGUUUUUUCUUUAGUUUCAUUUUGGUUUGUAUAAGUAGUUCAUGUGUGACACCUUGUGGUGAAAAUCGUUAUUACAAUACUCAGUAGAACGCAACAGGAAGCUCGUAAAACAGUAGAAGAAGAGUCGUUUUCUGUGAUCUGCGUUUUAGAUGCUGUCUAAUCCUUGGAGUAGAUACGACCUUUUACAGUAAAGUAAAGUGCAUCACAUAAGCACAACGAAGAACGUGUGAUGAAGCUUUAUUCCUGUUAGCUAUCUGUCAGUCUUUGGUUUAGAACACCAUUGCCAGGGCAGAAUAGUAAAAGGUCGACUGCACAGCGGGUGAAGACAAACAAUCAGGAUUCCGUCCAGCUUACAUGUAAUACUACAUUAUCAAGAUGGAUGAGUCACAGCCUCGCGAGAAACAAGAGGAAGUUGACCAACCUUUAGAAACAAGAUCACGGUCAAGCAGAUCACGUCGUUCGAGUAGAUCUUCGGCUAGUGCAGCUGCGACCACAGCAAGAGCUAAAGCAGCCGCAUGCAAAGUAAAGGCCUCUUAUGCCGAAAAGGAAGCCAUCAUGAUGAGAGAAAGAGCUCAAAUUGAAGAGCAUCAACAGAAAGCACUAGCUGAGACAGCUCGCAGAAAAGCAGAAGUUGAAGCUGAUUUAUACGUGUUACAACUGCAAAAAGAAGCUGUAGCAGCAUCUACAGAGGCAGAAGUUUAUGAAGCUGCAGUUUAUGAAGAAGACGGAGCAAGUGUCGAUCUAGAAAAAGAAUCAUGCAUCUCAAGUAGAAUUGAACGCACAGAAGAGUAUGUGCAGAAACAUUCUCAGCAAAGAAAUUCUCCUAAUUUGACUCCUAAUUCACAACAUGAAAGUGAGGGUUCAAGUUAUGUGACACAGAGUUAUGUAGCAGGCUCACUGAGUUCUCUCCCUCCAACAGUGAAGGAGGAAUUGAAUGCAGAGACAAUUCCUAUGAAGCAGGAACAGACAACUCGGCACAACUUCCAGUGUUCUCGUUCGAAUGUAAAAGUUGAUCCAUAUGAUGGAGCUGAUGAAGUAAAGCAUCAAAAAUAUCCAGUACGAAAGCAACGUGACUCCUGCCUGCCCUCUCAAGUUCCUGCUGAGUGCUUUACUCCAGCACCAUCAUCACCUCAUGCAAACGACUUUACUACAUAUUUGCUGAAGAAAGAAAUGGUGAGUUCUGGCUUGUUCCAAUUUGAUGACUGUCCAGAAAAUUACUGGGCGUGGAAAACGUCUUUUCGAGCUGUAACCAGUGAACUCAAUAUAGCUAGUAGAGAGGAGAUAGAUCUUCUUGUCAAAUGGCUUGGUCCUGAUUCAUCCAGUCAUGCCAAACGAAUCAAAUCAGUUCAUGUCAGUGAUCCUGCCUUAGGAGUUCGUAUGAUAUGGCGUCGCCUGGAGGACUGCUAUGGGUGUCCAGAGGUCAUCGAGCAGGCGAUGUUAAAGAGACUUGACACUUUUCCUCGCAUCACAAUCAAAGACAACCAUCGUCUGAGAGAUCUUGGGGACUUGCUACUCGAGCUGCAGUCAGCAAAAGAAAGUGGUCGUUUACCUGGUCUUGCUUACCUUGACACAGCGCGGGGAGUCAACCCCAUCAUUGAAAAACUCCCAUUCAGUCUUCAAGAUAAGUGGAUUACGCAAGGUUCUAGGUACAAAGAAGACCAUAAUGUAUACUUUCCUCCUUUCAGCUUCUUUGUUGAAUUUGUUUGUAGACAAGCAAGAACUAGAAAUGACCCUAGUUUUGCUCUUGCUUCAACUGGCUACUCAAACAAUACAAAAUCAGACGGAGCUGCCAAGUUGAGUAACAGAACUUCUGUCUUCGUCAAGAAAACUGAAAUAAUGGCUGCGCAACCAAACCAAGACAGAAACUUAGACAAGAAUGUAGAUCCAGACAAGUUUUGUACCAUACACAAUAAACCUCAUCCACUUUACAAGUGUCGCACAUUCAGGAGCAAACACCUAGAUGAACGAAAAGCACAUUUGAAGGAAAAGUUUAUCUGUUUUAGAUGUUGUGCUUCCACUAAGCAUGUUGCAAGAGACUGCAGAGCAUCUGUUAAGUGCAGAGAAUGCAACAGUGACCGACACAUUGCAGCCAUGCAUCCGGGUCCUGCCCCGUGGUCCAUUGAGGUGUCUGUAUCAACUGCAGAUCAAAACAUGGAAAAAACAGAUGAAGACACUGCUGAGGUAAACAACAAGUGCACUGAGAUUUGUGGAGAUGCUAGUAGGCCCAAGUCAUGUUCAAAGAUUUGUCUCGUAAAUGUUUAUCCCUCUAAUCAACGUGAAAGAGUCAAACGCAUUUAUGCUGUACUGGAUGAACAGAGUAAUAGAUCAUUAGUGAAGUCACAGUUCUUUGAUCUGUUCAACAUCGUUAGCAGUUCUUCCCCCUAUACAUUGAAGACGUGUUCAGGUAUAGUGACUACGGCGGGGAGGAAAGUAAAUGGAUUCUCUGUCGAAUCGCUUGAUGGGAAAACAGUAGUUGCUCUUCCACCUUUGAUAGAGUGUAACACUUUACCAGAUGACAGAUCCGAGAUUCCCACGCCGGAGAUAGCUAUGUGUUUCCCCCACCUCACUGCUGUGUCAGAUAAAAUUCCUCCUUUAGACUCUUGUGCUCCUAUCCUUCUCCUCUUGGGUCGAGAUAUUCUUAGUGUGCACAAAGUGCGUGAACAACGAAAUGGACCCCUCAACACACCAUACGCACAGCGCUUAGACCUGGGCUGGGUGAUAGUGGGAGAAGUUUGCCUGAAUGGGACUCAUUGUCAGUCCAGCGUGAACGCUUAUAAGACCAACAUACUUCCAAAUGGGCGAACGUCAUUCUUCUCUCCAUGCACAAAAGGUUUCAAUGUCGUAGAGCGGGGUGAGUCACCUUUUUUGUCAUAUCUACCCGACCCACCAUGUUCUCUCAAGUGUUCAAAAACCAGUGAGAGCUAUACAACUGGCUUAAAAGAGAAUGUUCUUCAGAUCUUCAGAGGAUGAUAAAUCCGCUUUAUCUGUAGAGGAUAG
Carassius auratus (goldfish) is the source of this 3008-nucleotide messenger RNA. RefSeq lists its product as uncharacterized. Bases 387 to 2981 code for a protein of 864 amino acids. NCBI's taxonomy places the organism in Eukaryota, Metazoa, Chordata, Actinopteri, Cypriniformes, Cyprinidae. The transcript is spliced from 2 exons. The record is from RefSeq and is a predicted model, not a curated record.